Bolinopsis microptera is the source of this 2848-nucleotide messenger RNA. Its product is annotated as RCC1 and BTB domain-containing protein 1-like. Gene Ontology annotation, molecular function: protein binding. The coding region runs from base 17 to 1783 and encodes 588 amino acids. The transcript has a single exon. NCBI's taxonomy places the organism in Eukaryota, Metazoa, Ctenophora, Tentaculata, Lobata, Bolinopsidae. The record is from RefSeq and is a predicted model, not a curated record.
UUCUUGUUUGUUAGCAAUGUUUCGGUCCAGAGUUUACAACCCGCCAGGAGGAGACCCGCCUCCUCCUCUCCACCCUCCCACUCCAGUACCAGAUGAAUCUCCCCCUUCUGCUGCACCUGGGGACGAGAUCCUACUGGAGUCCCUCCUUAUUACUGCUACGAGGACGGGAAACGUGGCUGCUGCUGCUAACGAGAUGAACUUGGAGCGAUGGCCGAUAUUUUCACUCCUUGACAAUGAUUUUACGGGAACCAUCAAGAUGGUUUGUGUGUUUGGGAAUAACGGGAACGAGGCUAUUGUUGUCGAUCACAAUGAUGAUGUUUAUGCGAUCGGGUCUAAUUCUUGUUGUUGUUUGGGUUUUGGAUAUCAGACGAGCACGUUGUCCCCAAGGAAAGUAGAAGCACUCUGCAAGAAGGACAUCAAGACGUUUGCGUACGGUAGUGGGCCGCACGUGCUGUGCGUCACUGGGUCCGGAGAGUUGUUCAGCUGGGGCCACAACGGGUACUCUCAACUCGGUAACGGAACCACUAACCAGGGUGUCUCACCAACUCCAGUCACCUCGCUGGGUAAUAAGAAGAUCGUACAGAUCGCGUGUGGGUCACAUCACUCGCUCGCACGAACCGAGGAGGGUGAAGUGUUUGCGUGGGGGUACAACAGUUGUGGACAGAUCGGGUCAGGAACCACUAACAACCAAGUCACUCCAAGAAAAGUUGGUGGGGUACUGAACGGACUGAAGAUCACAGACAUCGCAUGCGGGCAAACCUCUUCCAUGGCUCUGUCGAGCCAGGGUGAUAUCUACGCGUGGGGGUAUAACGGUAACGGCCAGCUAGGUAUUGGCAACACCACAAACCAGCCAACUCCCCGAAUCUCCUUACUGACAGGACAGGUUGUGGUGGUGAAGAUAGUAUGCGGUUACGCGCACGCGCUCGCCCUCACUGAUGCGGGAGAGAUCUAUGUGUGGGGGGCUAACUCAUACGGUCAGCUGGGGACCUCCACUAAGUGCAACACUCUCACUCCAGUUAAGAUAGCUGAGGAGUAUGGCAGGUUUGUAGACAUAGCAGCGUGUCACUACAACCACAUCUCAGCCGCAGUCAACCACUCUGGUAAGGUCUACAUGUGGGGUCAGUGCAGAAACCAGUCAAUACAGACCCCAACCGAGACCAAGUUUGCGCACGUUGUAGACGUGUUCGCGUGUUUUGCAACCCCCUCCGUCACCCCCUACCCCAUGAGUGUGGAACACAGCAAGUUGGGGUCCCUCAACCAGAGCAUUGAACAAGCCUUCGACGACCGCAGCACUGCCGACAUAACCUUCCAGGUGAAUGGUGUGUCGAUCUACGCGCACAAAGCCAUCCUCAAGAUCAGAUCCCAGUACUUCCAGGGCAUGUUCAGGUCACCCUUCACAGAGUCUUCCCAGGAUGUUAUAGAAGUGUCCCAGUUCUCAUAUGAUGUGUACCGAGCGUUCCUCGAGUUCCUCUAUACAGAUCAGGUAACCAUGGAACCUGAAGAUGCGAUACAUCUGAUGGAUCUUGCGAACGCGUACUGUGAGCCCAAGUUGAAGUACCUUUGUGAGCGCAUAAUAAAGCAGGGUAUCACGACUAGUAAUGCUGCUCACCUCUACUCAGCUGCCCUUAAGUACAAGAACGAGGACUUGCAGGAAUUCUGCUUCCGCUUCUCUCUCAAUCACAUGACCGCUGUCGUUCAAUCAGAAGCCUUCAUCAAGCUUGACAAUGACCUGAUGAAAUCAUUCAUCCUCAAGGCAUCAGAGCAAGGUGCUUUCAAAACCUAGAAACUCGCGCGACCCAGCAGACAAACUGCCAACAUCGACUCUUUCUCAUUCGAUCCUACGUCAAGACUUGUGGAAUGUGCGGUAUGCGAGGCACUUCAAAACAAACUAUCAGUGAAACAGUACGCUGGUACAAUGUCUUCAAAAUUCAGAUAGCUGUACUACGCGCCCGAGACCAAUACGGCGCUGACCGGAAGACUAAGGGGCGUCCUCAUUAAAAACCCAAUGUAAAUAUAGACCUUGAGGAGAGCUGGAAUCUUUGCAUGUUAACGGAGUGCACUGUUCAUCUGUUUUAUAAGAGUUAUAUAAAAAGUAGUGGGUUGAGUUCAAGGAAACAUCAGCGACUUCUCGUGUGACCAGGUCAUGUGACCAGGUCAUGUGACCAGGUCAUGUGAAUUGAAACAUGACGUAUCAUGUAAUCAGGUCACGUUUUAUGCUGGUUGUUUCGACCUUCAGAAAAAGAGGUGAAAUCAAGCUUUCGUGUGCAAGCUGCAUAUUGCAAUCUGUAUUUAUUUGGUUUUCAAAGAUUUUUAAUUUCAAUCGAACUUUAGAUUUAUAGUAUAUUCCUUACAGCACGGAUUUAGGGCAGUAUCUAAAAGUGUUUGCCUAAGAAUGUGGAUUUCUAUGAAGAGCAUAUUGCUUUCAAAGCUUUCGAAAGGAAUCAAAUACGAAAUUUGACAAGAUUUUGGCCCGCAAAAAAACCGUGCUGUGAGUUAGGCCAUUUGAUUGGUCAGAUUAAGUCAGGCGACUAGAAUACAACUCACCGAUUGGUCAGAUUAAGUCACGAUACUGAAGAUCAGCUCUCUCAUUGAUCAGAUUAUUAAGAGUACUUUUUAGAAAUCAGAUGUUAUCGUUUGAUUAGCAGUAGCACAUAUUUGACGACAGAUUUUUCAAAUAUUUGGCACACAACACUUGUGUACGUGAUAAAAUAAACUCAACAUUUUAUAACUAGAUUUAGGUAGACUUAGAGUGGUCACUCUUGACAUAUUCCAAAUUAAUUACCUGUUUUAUGACCAUGUUAGCGGAUGACUUUUUAUUUUAAAUAUCACUAACAUUUUUAUUGCCACA